GCAGCACCAGCAGUCAACAUGCAGUGGCCGGUGGUUGUAGCAGCGCUCCUGGUGGCCACUGUGUCUGCUGACACAGACGUAGCCCACAAGCAACAGAGCGUUAACCGUCUCCUCUACAAGGUUACCAGCCACAUCCCAUCAACCUUCACCCAUCUUAAGGAAGCAGCUGAAACCAGGAACCCCAGAGAGCAUGCUGAUCACUGCAGCGAUGGUGGCACGGCCGUAAACCACCUGAUGGAUGAGCUGGAGCAUCACCGUUUGCUCGAGCAGCAUCACUGGUUCUCCCUCUUUAACGAGCGUCAGCGUGAGGAAGCCCUCAUGCUCGUCGAUGUAUUGCUGCACUGUACAGACUUUGAAGCCUUCGAGAGCAAUGCUGCUUACUUCCGUGAGCAUAUGAAUGAAGGAGAGUUUGUUUAUGCUCUCUAUGUAGCUGUGACCCAUUCUGACCUAACACAUGAUGUGGUGUUGCCACCUCUAUAUGAGGUCACCCCUCAUUUGUUUACAAAUUCGGAAGUUAUCGACAAGGCUUAUGCCGCUAAGAUGACAAACACACCAGGCAACUUUAAGAUGGAAUUUACCGGCAAGGAUUAA
Molecule: messenger RNA, 591 nt
Organism: Homarus americanus (American lobster)
Lineage: Eukaryota; Metazoa; Arthropoda; Malacostraca; Decapoda; Nephropidae
Product: hemocyanin B chain-like
Exons: 1
Coding region: 19-591 (190 amino acids)
Source: RefSeq, a predicted model, not a curated record